GGUACUUUUACACAAAACAAUAAACAUUCGCUCAUCUGCGCCAUCUUGAAAAAGUUAGAAGUCUGUGGAAAUAAAGAAAAACCUUGUCUUUGUGACGACGUCUUUCUCGUUUUUAAGGACCUAAAUUAUGGCCACAGGCUAUUAUCAGCAUUAUGGUUAUGUAUACAGCAUUGGAGUGUUUCUUCUAGCCGCUGCAGGUCUGUAUUAUGUGCUGACAGGUCAAGGUUCAAGAUUUGAUUUUGGAUGGUUUCUUGGUCAAACCUCACCUUACAUGUGGGCAGCAAUGGGUAUUGGAUUGUCAAUAUCUCUCUCUGUUGUUGGUGCAGCAUUUGGUAUCUUCACUACUGGUGCUAGCAUCUUGGGUGGUGGUGUCAAAGCUCCACGAAUUAAAACUAAAAAUCUUGUUAGCAUCAUUUUUUGCGAAGCUGUUGCAAUCUAUGGUAUUAUUAUGUCAAUUGUUCUGUCUAGUAACAUCGAGUCAUUCGAUCAAAAAACGCUGAUAGAACAUGGAAAUUAUAGAGCUGUUCGAAUCAAUUACUCUUCUGGUCUAAUGAUAUUUGGGUCCGGCUUGACUGUUGGCUUUUCAAAUUUAUUCUGCGGAAUAUGCGUAGGAAUCGUCGGCAGUGGUGCUGCAUUGGCAGACGCACAAAAUGGCUCGCUGUUUGUGAAGGUGUUAGUUGUGGAGAUUUUCGGCAGUGCAAUUGGUUUGUUUGGCGUCAUCGUAGGAAUAUUACAGAGUACAGGUGCAAAGAUGGGAAACAAAGUAGGUUAAGUUGGUUAUGUCUUCACUUACUCAUCGUCACUCAACAGAAGAAAAGCACUGUAUCCGUUGAUAGAAAUAACAUAUAAUAGUUUGCUUUUCUGAAAUUCUACAAUCUCUUUAAAAUCGUUUUUCUCGUCAUCUCCAACUGUUAGUUAUUUUAAUGAAAGCUUUUACUCCCCCCUAGCUGUUUUCAUUGUGCAAUAACUUUUUGUAUUAUGUAUAUUAUUUUUUAUUAUUUUCUCUUCUCGCACGUGUCAAAGUAAGUUUAAAAAUUCUGGACGCUGUUUUAACAGCCCACUCCAUAAAAUCAGGAAGUUCUAUAUAUUUUUUUGUAUUAAUCUCUGAAUUAUUGGCCUCGCAAUGUUUUAAGGAGUUAUUUUUUUAUUUUCGUAAUAUGGUAAUAAAUAAUUUAUGUAUUUCCAGCUACAAUCUGUACUCAAUUUAUGAUUUCUUUAUGAAAGUGAAAAAUAUAAAUGUUAUGGUUUCA
Molecule: messenger RNA, 1250 nt
Organism: Hydractinia symbiolongicarpus
Lineage: Eukaryota; Metazoa; Cnidaria; Hydrozoa; Anthoathecata; Hydractiniidae
Product: V-type proton ATPase 21 kDa proteolipid subunit c''-like
Exons: 10
Coding region: 128-772 (214 amino acids)
Biological process (GO): proton transmembrane transport
Cellular component (GO): proton-transporting V-type ATPase, V0 domain
Molecular function (GO): proton-transporting ATPase activity, rotational mechanism
Source: RefSeq, a predicted model, not a curated record